AUGAAGCAGCAUGCGAGUAGUGCGACCGGAUCUGCGGUUGGGUUCAAAGUCGCAGAUGGACUUGCGGGAGAGGAUGCAGAUGUUGAGACGGUGGAUUCAGAAGAUGACGAUGAUGAUAGCGAUGAGGUCGAUAGUGUGGUCGAAGAUUCUGAAGAAGAUCCAGAGGAAGAUACCACGCUGGUGGUUUCGCUCGAGGAACUGCUCGAAGAUGCCGUAGGCAUAGAAAUCGUGCUCAAACUUUCAGAUCCUGAUAUCGCAGAAGAUGGCACUGCGCUAGUCGACAGUGACUCAAAUAUCGAUGAGUCCACAUUUGAAGCAGUCUCUGAGGGAAAUGCCGUUGGUGAUGCGGUGACGUCAGUUGGCAAUGCUUCGCUUGCAGGUGGUGCUGCCGUCGCUGGUCCGAACUCUUGUAUGAAGUAG
Alternaria viburni is the source of this 420-nucleotide messenger RNA. RefSeq lists its product as uncharacterized. NCBI's taxonomy places the organism in Eukaryota, Fungi, Ascomycota, Dothideomycetes, Pleosporales, Pleosporaceae. The record is from RefSeq and is a predicted model, not a curated record. The transcript has 2 exons. Bases 1 to 420 code for a protein of 139 amino acids.